Molecule: messenger RNA, 2833 nt
Organism: Gambusia affinis (western mosquitofish)
Lineage: Eukaryota; Metazoa; Chordata; Actinopteri; Cyprinodontiformes; Poeciliidae
Product: T-box transcription factor TBX1
Exons: 8
Coding region: 375-1325 (316 amino acids)
Biological process (GO): cell fate specification; regulation of transcription by RNA polymerase II; positive regulation of DNA-templated transcription
Cellular component (GO): nucleus
Molecular function (GO): DNA-binding transcription factor activity, RNA polymerase II-specific; RNA polymerase II cis-regulatory region sequence-specific DNA binding
Source: RefSeq, a predicted model, not a curated record
UCUUCCCAAAGAAUUGCAUUCAGGUCUCCACCGCUAUUGCAGCUGAAUGCAACGAAGUGCUUCCAGCUUUGAUUAGUUGGUGUCAAUGCCGCUAUGAGUAUUAUAAUGGAUGAGGCCAGCUUUGAGGUCCCUAGUGAGAGUUCUGUGCUCUAUAAAACCACGCUGUUCCCCCAGCCACAAACGACCACUCAGAAAACCUGAUUGCACACCUCUACGGAAACCGGAGGGAGAAAACUUUGUACAGGCUGCUACGUUUAUGUUACACACUAAACUUGUGGGUUUAACUCACUGCUGGACAGCAGCUAGCAGCCAGAUUUGCAAAAACUAAUAGGAGUGAACAGACAUAUCAGUAGACACUUGUAAAUGCUGAAAGGAUGAACGGUCUUGCACUGUCCCAGAGCUGUGAACUUUCAUUGCCUGACUGCACAGAUGGAGGGACACUAUUCAUCACCAAGGCCCCCCAAGUCUGUGGGGUCAGAGUUCAACUUGAAAUGCAGGCACUGUGGCGGCAGUUUGACCAACUGGGCACAGAAAUGAUAGUUACAAAAUCUGGAAGGAGGAUGUUUCCAACAUUUCAGGUGAGAAUCUCUGGAAUGGAUCCUUUAGCCGAAUAUGUUCUGCUCAUGGACUUCAUCCCUGUUGAUGACAAGAGAUACAGAUAUGCAUUCCACAACUCCUCAUGGUUGGUAGCAGGGCGAGCGGAUGUUGCAGCCCCGAGCCGGAUGCAUUUCCACCCAGACUCACCGGCCCCCGGAGCCCAGUGGAUGAAGCAGACAGUGUCGUUUGACACUCUCAAGCUCACCAACAACCUGUUGGAUGACAAUGGACAUAUGAUUCUGAACUCCAUGCACCGUUAUCAGCCACGCUUCCAUGUAGUGUAUGUGGACCCAGCACCCAGCAGUCAUUUAAACGCCUACAAUAACUUUUGCUCUUUCUCCUUCCCUGAGACACGGUUCAUGGCCGUCACCGCCUAUCAGAACCACAGGAUAACUCAGUUGAAAAUUGCAAGCAACCCAUUUGCUAAAGGCUUCAGGACCACAGACCCACAGGCAUGGGAAGGUACUGCAAGCUCCCUUGCAGUAUUAUGCCCACCAGAUGGCGGUACAGAGCCCCUCGUCUCUAAACCUAAAGAUCAGGGUCGUUCAAAGCCUUCAGCCAGACAGACGAGUUCAUCCUCUGUGCUGCUGCAGGAGUGUGAGCUGCCUUACCAAAAGGAGGACUCUGUGGAAGUCACCAUGGCGAGCAAAGAUGGGAACAGUUUAACAACAUCUGCACAUUUCCUCCAUAUCCCUGUGUACUGGGAUUGCACUGGAUCAUCUCACUAGAAAGUCAAACUGUUGCAAAGCAAGCAAACAAAAACCAAUUGUUCCAAUUAGUCCCUUAACAUCUGGCUUCUUUCUUUCUUUCUUAUAUUUAUGGAUAUAGUAUACAUACGGUAGUUCUAUUUACUGGCCUCCAUGACAGACUCUUUAAAUUACUUAUUAAAUCCUUUAAAAACAAGAUGUCAGGGGUGGCAUUGUGACAUAAAUUAUUAACUUUUUUGUUUUGUUAAAAACAGGGAUUGCCAUAAAUGAUUUCAAAUGCCUUUCAUGACAGACUCUUUAAAUUACUUAUUAAAUCCUUUAAAAACAAGAUGUCAGGGGUGGCAUUGUGACAUAAAUUAUUAACUUUUUUGUUUUGUUAAAAACAGGGAUUGCCAUAAAUGAUUUCAAAUGCCUUUCCACACCUAAUUUAUUAUUAUUAUUUAAGUCAGAAAGAAACAAAAUAAUAAACAAAUCUAUUAAAAACGUAAAAAUAAGUAAAUAAAUAAAAGCGCAAUAGCAUGGUUGUAAAUGUGUGUGCACCCUGAAACUGAAUUGUUGCUGAAGCACCUUUUGAUUCAGUUUCACAUUAUUUCAUCUCUUGUCCAAAUUAACUCUGGACUUUGACUAGGCCAAUUCAAAGCUUUUAUUUUCCUUUCCUAAAUUGUUACUUUGUUGAUUUGGAUAUAUGUUGAUUUGGAUAUAUGUUUAUGCUCACAGCAAUGCUAAAAACUAAAGCUUCAUAGCACACACCUGAAGGUUUUGGGCUAAACUUGACCGGUAUUUUGGCCAAAGCCUGACUGGAACUGUUUUCAUCCAUCCUGAUGAAAGAUUUCUGUUCCAUUUGAAUAAAAAGUAACCAGUGCAUGAUACUACCCUGCAUAUUUCGCUGCAGUGUAGUAUCGUGCUCUGGUUAGAGUUAGUAAAGUGUUAUUUUGGUGAAGUGCUGUGUUGUUUUUGCAGGACCCCAUGACACAUUCUCUACAGUUUCUCUACAAAAUUGGCUAAUUCCAUAUUUUUUCUUGAGUCUGUGUAUCAAAAUCAAAAUAACAACAUAUAAAGGUUCUGGAUUACUAUAUUAAAAUUGUUAUUUAUUUUUAGGUUUAAUAUGUAAAGAGCUGACACCAAGUUCAUUUAAAUUAAGCUCAUCAUCACUGUGACAUUAGUGUCGUAAAAAUAUUAAAUAUGAAUACCUUUAAAAUUAUAGAGAGGAUGAAAGAGAAUGGAGAAAUUCUUUGAAGCCAAAGGAGUCAGGCUAAAAACUUCACUACCCAUGAUACCGCUCUUCUCUAGACGUUUCUUGGAAGGGAGGGGAGAACUGAAAAACGAUUUUGCUUUCAAAAUAAAAUACAACAAAUGUUCAGCAAUUUUUUUUUUAAGGUGUUACAAUGUAGCAGUUUAAAUGCUUCAUUUGUUAAUGGAAAUUGGAAUUAUUGCCAAUAUGUUUUAUUGAGUAUUGGAUUAGCAGUCAAUAAUAGCUCAUUAUAUUUUUCCUCCUGUUUACCAUAUUUUUGGGGUCUAUUCAUUGUCUA